This is a messenger RNA of Arvicanthis niloticus (Nile rat), 3486 nucleotides long. It is a transcript of the gene Zscan29, whose product is annotated as zinc finger and SCAN domain containing 29. NCBI's taxonomy places the organism in Eukaryota, Metazoa, Chordata, Mammalia, Rodentia, Muridae. Gene Ontology annotation, biological process: regulation of transcription by RNA polymerase II. The record is from RefSeq and is a predicted model, not a curated record. Gene Ontology annotation, molecular function: DNA-binding transcription factor activity, RNA polymerase II-specific; RNA polymerase II cis-regulatory region sequence-specific DNA binding.
GGGCGCCGGGAGAGGCCCGCUCGGACUUCCGGCUUGAGAGCCGGACUGGGGCUGUUAGAGGGAGAAAUUGGAGUGGCUGGACCCAAAUGGAUGAGGCUGGCCCAGGGAAAGGGAUGCGAGUGAGUUGACAAGCUGGUUGAGAGCGACGCGGUCAGGGGUGGGCCGGAGGGAGUCCUCAGGACGCCUUGGCAGGGUCUGAGGCAUUUUGAUCGACAGCUGACGUCUCCCAGUGACUCGGCCGGAGGGAAGAAAAAAAAGCCAGAACUUGGCAGCCGCCGCUGUGGAGCUGUGCUCGAAGCCCACGGACUCGCAGCACUGGCCACCAUCGGCCUCGUUCCCAGGAGACCCACUACUGCCACUGCGCCCCUCGGGCUUCCUCGGGUCACCAACUCCGGAUAAAACUCCUUUUACAGAGAGACUCAACUGCAGGUGUUUGUUUCUCCAAGGGCAUGGAAAGAUAGUGUACUAAGUCCUGGAACACAAACACUGAGGAGAGAUACUGCUUUCUGCUUUAAAGAUGGCCAAACCCCCUCGGAGAGGAAAUGGCACUAACUCCGAAAGCUUAUGGCAGCACUUCAGAAGACUCCAUUACCAGGAGGUGGCUGGGCCCCGGGAGGCUUUCAGCCAACUAUGGGAACUUUGCUGUCGGUGGCUAAGGCUGAAGGUGCGGACCAAAGAGCAGAUUGUAGAAUUGUUGGUACUAGAGCAAUUCCUGACCAUGCUACCUGGGGAGAUCCAGAACUGGGUACAGAAGCAAUGUCCAGAAAAUGGAGAGGAGGUGGUGACACUGGUGGAAGAUUUAGAAAGAGAGCCUGGAAGACCUGGACAUUGGGUCACAGUCUCUGUGAAGGGGCAGGAAAUGCACUCGGAGAAGAUAACACCCCUGAAAUCAUCACAGGAGUUAAGUGUUCUGCAGGAGUCAGUGGAACCCCAACCCAAGGGUGUAUCCAAGAAAGAGAGGGCAAGAAGCCCAGCCCUAAGACUACAGGAGCAGAUGGACCCAAAGGAGAAUCUCAAACCUUUUCAAAGGAGCGGAUUUCUAUUUCCUAAACCCAAUGUGGUGUCCAGGUUGGAUCAAGGAGAGCCAUUGAUCUCUGAUCUGCUUAGUUCCAAGGAGAAGGAUGUCUCAAAAGGCAACAGCACAGGAGCCAGUCUAUUACCAUCCAAGGGAGAGAGAAUUGGCUGGACAGAACAAGAUCACUGGGUCUUUGAUGACGAGAAGAUGGUAGGUGUGCACUGGGGCAAUAAAGAGACUAGAACAUUCCUUGCAAUUCUCAGUCAGAUUGAAUUUUAUGAAGCCCUCCGAAACUGCCACAGGAAUAGCCAGGUGUAUGGGGCUGUAGCUGAGAGGCUGUGUGAGUAUGUUUUCCUCCGGACCAUGGAACAGUGUUGGACCAAGUUCAAAGGCCUUCAGAAGAGCUAUAGGAAGGUCAAGAGUGGUCAUCCACCUGAUACCUGCCCCUUCUUUGAAGAGAUGGAAGCUCUGAUGAGUGCCCAGGUCAUUUCAUUGCCCAUGAAUGGCCUGGAAGAGGCAGCUUCCCAUUCUGGCCAGGCCAGCAGUGAUGCUGAGACCGAGGAGCCAGGGCAGAGGGACUGGCAGCAGGAAGAUGGAGAAGAGGCUAUAGCUGGAAGGUCGGACAGUGAUGACCUGGAGGAACCCCAGGACCCUGACAACCCACCUGCAUCUGUCCUGUUCUGAAGCCCAAGUGGUAUACAUUGGGGCUAUGAAGAAACCAAGACUUACCUUUCAAUUCUUAGUGAGACUCAGUUCUAUGGAGCCCUCCAGAACUGUCACUGAAACAGCCAGUUAUAUGGAGCAGUUGCUGAGAGACUGUGGGAAUAUGGCUCCCUUAGAACUCCAGAGCAAUGUCGUACCAAAUUUAAAAGCCUACAAAUCAGCUAUCGGAAAGUCAAGAAUGGCCAAGCACCAGAAACCUGCCCCUUUGAAGAAAUGGAUGCUUUGGUGAGUGCCCAAGUUGCUGCCCCACCUAUUGAUGACCAGGAAAAAGAAACAGCUUCUUGCUGCCUCCAGAGAACCAGUGAGGCUGAACCUAAGGAGCAAGAUGAGGACACAGAAGUCGAAGAUUCAGAUGAUGAAGAUGAUACUGAGAUACCUCCAGGGACUGUUAUAACCCAGAGCCCCAGUGGUUUUGAGGCUGGAUUUGAUAAUGAAGAGAAUUCAAAACGGGAUAUUUCUGAGGAAGUGCAGCUUCAUAGGACGUUACUUGCAAGGUCUGAAAGGAAAAUUCCCCGUCUUGUUAAUCAGAGUAAAGCUAGUAAGAAUGAAUUUUCAUCAGAAAGCCAGUGGGGAAAGACUCAAAAAGAGAAAAAAAGACAACUGGCAUUCCCAGAGAAGAGUAUAGGUAAAAUCCUGACUUAUCAGAGGCCAGGCUUGGAAGACAGACCUUAUAAAUAUCUCAGGUAUGGCUCAAACUCCUGUCUCGUGUAUCAGGACUCCCAUGAGGUAGAAAACCCAUAUAAAUGUGCUGACUGUGGGAGAAGCUUCAGUUGGAGCGCACGCCUCAUCAGACACCGAAGAAUCCACACUGGAGAAAAACCGUGUAAGCGUCUUGACUGUGGGAAAGGUUUCUGUGACAGUUCCAAUUUCAUUACCCGUCGGAGAAUUCACACAGGAGAAAACCCUUAUCAGUGUGGUGAAUGUGGAAAACGAUUCAAUCAGAGCUCAAGCCUUAUAAUUCACCAGAGAACCCACACAGGAGAAAAGCCUUAUCGGUGUGAAGAGUGUGGGAAAAGCUUCACUAACAGUUCUCAUUUCAAUGCACAUAGGAGGAUACACACAGGAGAGAGACCCCAUGUUUGUACUGACUGUGGUAAGAGUUUUAGUAAGAGUUCUGACUUAUGUGCACAUCACAGAACCCACACAGGAGAGAAACCUUAUGGGUGCCAUGACUGUGGCAAAUGCUUCAGUAAGAGCUCUUACCGAGAGAUUCAUACAUGAGAAAAGCUGCUGUCGUAGUCAGUGCUUAAGUAAGCUCCUGAGGAAAGGCCUCAGUAAGUGUAUCACUUGCAAAGUCCUUUUCUGUUUUGUACCCAGAAUGCCUAGAAGAACUCCCCAGGAUUUUUGCCACUUUAUUUCUUGUUUCCCAGAUCUAGAUGAGGCCAAUGCUAGUGGCUUCAAGAUUAAAAAGUAGAUUUUGGUCUGAACUGAUGGUAGUACCUCUUCCCUCUCCGUGCUUGCGUUGCUCCCUGAGAGAGGAUAUGGUAGUAUAUGCUUUCCCUGAGAGAGGAUAUGGUAGUAUAUGCCAUGGAUCUCACCUGUAUCCUUCACUCACACUGUCAUUUAGUGCACGUCAAUUGGAAAACACAUUUCAGCAGUUUUUCAGGAAGCUGCGAGACUUGGGCCCUUCUGCUCACUUAAACCUGUGUAUACUCUUCAUUUAUCUUUAAAGAAUUUAAAGUCCAUCUUGGUUCUAUCUUUUCCCAAGAAUCUGGAGCUGGGGAUAUAGCUCAGUGGUAAAGCACUUG